AUGGUUCGGUUUCAACACGAUGAUGAUGAUGGAAAUAAAAAGGUACUUGCACUCUUUCCUUCUGCUCACUCUUCACUCUUCCUUUUAUGUGUAUGUUGUGAUUGUGAUGAAGUCGCUAUUGUUGUUAAGUGUAGCGAGAACGACAGGAAAGGAUUGAUGCAAAGCUUUUGUGUUAUUUGCGAUAAAAAUGCAGAUGCGUUAGUGAUGAAGGCGCAGUUGUUGAUGAAUCCUCAGGAAAAACCGAUGAUGGGGAUUGAAGAUGAUAUCAGAAGGCGAUGA
Vicia faba (fava bean) is the source of this 279-nucleotide messenger RNA. NCBI's taxonomy places the organism in Eukaryota, Viridiplantae, Streptophyta, Magnoliopsida, Fabales, Fabaceae. The record is from the annotation of a GenBank genome assembly.